CGUGGAAGGAGGGUGGGACCAAAAAAACAAAACAAAUCAGCGUGACGUCACCCCAAACGGGGCCUUUAAAUAAGACGGCCGGGACAAGCAAACGCAUCAUUGGAGGAAAAAGGAGCACGACCCAGGGUUGCAAGAGUUCCGUUUCGUUUCUUGGAAACCUGGAAACCGGAAAAAUGGAAACCUUCAUUCCGGCGCAACAGCGCCACCCGUGGAUGCUCUGAGUACUACACGAGGUUCAAAAAAAAUCUUCUCAUUCACCUCCGUGAUAUCAUGCAAAGCUUUUGCUCGAUGACAUUGGAAAGACCUGCUUGAUUCUUGGAAGCCAGCCAAUGAAAGAUGAGCAUGAGCACCAAGAAAAAAACACGGACUUCCUUCGGGGCCACAGCACCACCAUUCAUUGACUACUUGAAAGACAUCCUGCGUCGGUACCCAGACGGUGGACAAAUUUUGAAGGAGCUGAUUCAAAAUGCAGAUGAUGCUCAAGCCACCAAUGUGACUUUUAUCCAUGAUGAGAGAAGCUACGGGACUAAAAGUCUUUGGACUGAUGGCUUGGGAAGUUUCCAAGGACCUGCUCUGUACAGCUACAACAAUGCACCAUUUACUGAGGAGGACUGGCAAGGAAUUCAGGCUGUCGGGAGGAGCAUCAAGCGCAAUGAUCCCACCACAGUCGGGAGGUUUGGGAUUGGCUUCAACUCUGUUUACCACAUAACAGAUGUUCCAAGUAUAUUCAGCUCUGGCUACCUUGGCUUCUUGGAUCCCCAAGAAAAAAUAUUUGGGGAAACACAAGGCGGUUUCCGUUGGUCGGUGGAUGACACUGAGCACCAAGAAGCUCUGAUGACUAUGGUCGAUCAGUUCCAACCCUUUCGGGACAUUGUUAUGCUCUUAAGCAGAAAAGAGUGGUCCAAAAUCAUUACUGAAGAUCAGCACUUUGAUGGGACAAUUUUCAGAUUCCCUUUGCGUGCCGAGGCGUCUGAAAUUUCUGAUAAUUUGUACAAUGAAGAAAAGGUUGUGAAGCUUUUUGAUAGCUUCAUUGCAGAUGCAGAUUUGAGUCUGCUGUUUUUGAAAAACGUGACCACUGUGACCUUGAUGCACAUUGAUGUCCAUGGCUCUGUGAGCACAAGACUUGAAGUCAAGUCCUCGGCCUCCACAGAUGUCGUUUUGGAACCCCAAGACGAAACCGUAAUCGAAGGUUCGACCAGACUCAAAGUGAUAACCAUGAAUUCCAAAGAAACCAAGUGGCUCGUGACAACGUGUACCAUGAAGGAAGGAAAUAUAGAGGAACUGGAUAUCCUCACACAAAAGUUGAGCUUUGUUCCACGAGUUGACUUGGCAUUCCCUUGCGGAGAGACGGGGGCCGUCAGCGGGGGCCGACUGAGCUGCUUUCUCCCGCUGCCGAACAACGAAAGCAACAAGACAGGACUGCCAGUCCAUGUCAAUGCCUGCUUUGGCCUCACAGAUAACAGGCGACACAUCAAGUGGCAAGAGGAAGAUCAGAUACAUGACGAACAAGCCGUGUGGAACGAAUUGCUGAUGAAGGCAGUGCUGCCACAAGCGUACCGACUGAUCAUUCGAGACGCCGUCAGACACGCUCAAGAGGCUUUUCUCCCCGUCUCCUCAGUUUAUGAUCUGUUGCCGGAUCUCGCCAAGAUUCAACACAAGGACAAAUGGUACGCCAUCGCCGUAGAUGUCCUUCAUCAGUUGUUCCAAGAAAAUGUGGCUGUGCUCUCCCACGCCAGAGAUGAAAGAAGAUUCAUCAGUCCGUUGGAAGCUGUGCUCCCUUGCACUGGCCCAGUUAGGCCUGACAUACUGGCUGCCAUUCGAAGAACUUUGCUUUGCUGUGGGGAGAAUCUUGUAACUUGUCCGAGCAAUGUUGCAAGAGCCAUAGAAACGGUUCACCCGCAGGCCAGCGGCCUAAAAUAUGCGACUCCAGCGUUCCUCAGGGAUGUCCUGCAUAGUGUUGACAUGCGUUACAUGUCCAGAGAUGACAAACUCUGUCUUUUGGAGUUUAUUCUGAGUGAUGGAAAAUACCAGGAUCUCCGGGGUCUUGAGCUUCUCCCACUCAACGAUGGCUCUUUUAGAGCUUUCACAGACAAAGAGGAGGACACUGCCUUGAUUGACAGCAAGGAAUUUCCAAGAGUCUUGCUACCAUUUUGCAAACACCUCUUCAUCCCGGAUGACUUAAGCCCAGACUGCACUGCCCAUUUGAAACAACUGGCUCUUCAAAGAUUAUUCAAGAUAAUCGUUAUUGAUGCAGAUCAGGUGGCACAGUAUAUCAGGAGGUAUUUGCCUGAGGACUGGAAGCUGUUGAACACAGAGCUCGUUAGCUGGUUCAUCAACAAAAGUUUGCAUCCACCAAUAGACUGGCUCCAAGAAUUUUGGAAGUUCCUCAACACUCACUUUACAAUGUUAAACCGUUUCAUUGACAUUCCAUUGAUACCAGUGGGUCCCCUCGCUUCCAAUCACUCUGUAUUACUUGCUAAAAUGAAUCCAAACACAACUCUUGUUUUCCACCAAAGGAGGCAGAUUAGUUUGCCAGAUCAAAUAGCUAAGUUGGUGACAAAAGUCGGUGGUACAGUGGUGAGGGGAAAUGAAUGGCUUAAGCAUGACGACCUUGAUUCUUAUGUGCUGUGUCCAUCUCCAAGAAGUAUUGUGACUAUCUUGAUGAACAUCGAGUAUCAGCAUCUCGUCAAAGAACUCGAGACUACGUGUCCCAGCACUCGAGAAGAACUGAAGGAGUAUCUCUCUUGCCUGGAUUCUCUCUCAAACAGCGAGAGGGAUCUCCUCUCAAAGAUGCCCCUGUUUCAAAAUACACAAGGUGUGCCUCUCCCUGCACAUUCGAAAAAGGCUUUGCUUAUAGGUUGCGGUCCAAAAGUACCAAUGGACCUUCCAAUGCCCGACUCAAUAGUGCAAUGUAUUACAGAGGCUGAUCGCAGACUAUUGCAAUUGCUCAACAUUAAUCUUUUGGACACAGCUCAAGCAGCUCAUCUUCUGAUUGAUAACAUUGAAGGCAAAACCUACAACAAAGAGGACAUUGAAAAGAUCAUGACUUGGAUUUUACAGAAUGGCAGUAUCCUUUUCUCCCAAAAUAAGAAUUUAAAACACCGCUGUCAAGAAUUAAGCUUCAUGGAAGCAAAUGGAGUGCUGAAAAAGACCUCACACUUCCUCGAUCCAAGAGUUAAAAUUUUCAAAGUCAUUUUCGACACUAGUUUCUUCCCCCCCCCUUCUCCAUAUUUGCAAACAGUGCAGAUGAUUGAAACCCUAACAGAUCUUGGUAUGCUAAACAGCGAAGCGGAUGUGUUUCCUGAGCAAUUGCUGCACGCUGCCGCAGUGAUCGAUGGGCUGAAUAUGAACUCACAGACUUUCACAAGAGCUCAGGCGCUCUUAAACAUGCUCGAUGGUCACAGUCUCCUGCCUAAGUUUUCUGAUGCACAGCUUCACAGCCUCAAAAUGCUGAAAUGGGUUCCGUGUGCUAACCCCGGCAAUAAUACAGACCAGAUUUCCCUCUUCUGCCCUCAUGAGAUAAGACACUCUCAGUAUGAGGACAUUGUUGGGCAUGUAAUGCCUCUAAUGGGAAGCCUGAGUGACAGAGUUAGCAACAAACUUGGUCUCAAAUGUCUGCCCCCACCAGAGAAAGUGAGAGACAAUUUGUUUGUCUUGAUCGCUAACACAGACAAAAUGGAUGAUCCUGACACAAACGGAGAUUUCAAAAGGAGGUUGCAUAGUAUUUACAAAUACAUGCAAGAUCAAAUUUCUGACUUUGCAACGUUAAUGGAUAGUAACGUAUGUUGGCUGUGGUGCGGUGACCAGUUUUUUCCGCCUCGGGAUUUGGUUCAAGACUACCCACAAAAUAUAGAUCUGAGCUUGUGGGUGAGGAAAUUACCAAAGGAAUUCUUACCAUACAAGAAGCUCCUGAAAGAGUUUGGUUUGAGAUUGUUGCUUUCAGAGCAUGAUAUUGUUGACAUUCUCCACUCAAUCAUGAAAACCAUUGAAGAAAGACAACCGCCAACUGCAAGCCUCUCUGAGAUAAAAGUCUCAGUAGAAAUUGUCAAAUGGAUAUGGAAGAAGAAGAAGACGGUUCAGGAGGACAUACCAGUGCCAGUCAUCACACAUGGGGGUCAAUAUACCCUUAAAUCACUGUCCACAGCGGUUUUCUGUGAUUUGAGCAAAAAGAGUUUGGAGGGGCUUCAAUACAGCAAGGAGCAAUUGCAUAUCCUACAUGAGGAGAUUCCAAAAGCCGCUGCUGAAUGGUUAAAUGUCCAGUUCCUGAGCAUGCACAUCCUCCAUCCUGAGCUUGUGGGGAUUGAGCAAUGUGGACAAUCUGAGCCCAUAACAAUGAGGAUUAAAAACAUUCUUAAAGAGUAUGAUGAAGAAAGGGAUGUCUUCAAAGAGCUCAUUCAAAAUGCAGAAGAUGCUGGAGCAGACGCUUGUAAAUUCUUGGUGGAUUUCAGAGUACACAGGAAUACCCCUGAAAAUCUCAUAGAUCCUGGCAUGGCCCUUUGUCAGGGACCUUGCCUUUGGGCAUUCAAUAAUGAAAAGUUCACAUCUGAUGAUUGGGAUAAUAUUCUGAGAGUGGGAUCUGCCUCAAAAGAACACAAGGUGGGAACAAUUGGCAAGUUUGGACUUGGAUUCAACACUGUGUAUCAUAUCACAGACGUUCCUUCAGUCCUAAGUGGAAACAGACUCCUCAUACUUGAUCCAAAUGUGACUCACCUUAAAAAGAUCAUCAGAAACAAGUCAAAUCCUGGAAUCAAGUUGGACCUCUCACAAAAGCAACUAUUUCAUUGUUUCCCUGGUCAAUUUGGACCAUAUGAAAACAUUUUUAAUUGCAGUUUCACCACACAAAGUCCUCCAGACCCUUACCAGGGUACACUGAUCAAACUUCCUUUCCGAACCGAGGAAGAGGCUCUCGAGUCAGGGAUAAGCACCAAAGUAUAUGACAAACACAAUAUUGUCUCUUUUCAGCAAGAGUUUACAAAUGAUUCUCAAACGCAUAUCCUAUUCCUGAAGAACAUUAAAACAUUGUCUUUGCAAAAUAUCUCAAACGAUGCAGCAACUCCUCCAAGAGAUGAAGAAAUACAAACAGUCCUCACUGUCACCAAAACUACCUUGAGUACAAUCAGAAUUGCAGACAUUUAUCAGUCAAAGCAGAUUCAAGCUGAAAAGUUAUUGCUUAAACAUGGUGAGAAUUGCAAAGAAGUUAUUGGCUGCUGUACCGCCAACAUUGUCCAAAUAAGCAGUGAACAAUCUGGUAGAAGACAAAGUCAGUCUUGGCUUGUGCACAACUGCUUCGGGACAAAUCGGUCUUUAGAAAUGGCCCUGCAAGACAACAAGCAAGCCAAGUUCUUCUUACCGAUUGGGGGAAUAGCUGUGCCUUUGCGAGAAGAUCCAGAAAGUGGAAACUUUACCACACCAGAAACCAAGCUAACUGGCCAGGCGUUUUGCUUCCUCCCACUUGCCAUUCACACUGGUCUCCCAGUCAAUGUCAAUGGAACAUUUGCUGUAACAAGCAAUCGUAAAGGUCUGUGGGAGAGUGGUGUGAAACAUGACUGGAACAAUGCUCUUCUUCAGGAUCCCAUAGUGACAGCAUAUGUUACAACACUUUUGGUAUUAAAGGACAUGUCGGAAAACGGCCAACUGAAAAGUUAUUCUUAUCACACCUUUUGGCCUGACAGGGAAAAUGUUAGUGACACGUUCAAACCAUUGGUUGAUCAGUUUUACGCCAUCAUCACCCAGCACCGCGUUGCCCCAGAUGUCUUCUGUGAUGGCAAAAAGUGGUGUUCAUUGAACAGUGCCAUAUUUUUACACGAGAGCAUGGAAGAAGAUGAAAAGAUCCAUACACUUGUAAUGCAGGUCUGUCAGAAACAUGUCAAAGAACCAAACCAUGUUGUUCCUCUUCCACGCUGGUUGAGAAGUAACUUCACACAGGGUGGCUUUGAAAAGGUUUUACAGGAGAAAACAUGGAAUUGGGAGAGGUUUUAUCAAUAUUUGGUGUUUGAGAACCUUGCCACCUUGGACACGAAGAGUAGAGACACUCUUUUGUUACAUGCCAUUGACCUUAAUUCCAAGGAAAUUGACCAUCUAUUGGUCAGGUAUCCGUGCAUCCCCACGAUGGAUGGACACCUCCAGUAUAUCAAGAAACUUGUGAAUCCAUCAGGCAAACUGGCCUGUCUAUUUGAAGACGAGAAUGGGAGAUUGCUUGGAGGUACCGAGAAUGACUUUUGCUCCUCGAAGAGGAUUCAACGUCUGCUGGAGCUUGGAAUGGCAGAUGACCAUCUUGCACUGGAGGCUAUCGUUGAGAAAGCAGAAACAAUCAAAACUUUUUGGAAGACUGACAAAAAUAAAGCAUAUGUGUAUUUGAAGUGCCUUCUUGAACUCAUGAAAGAUCACAUGUAUGACAAAGACUCCUCCCACUGGGAAACAUUAAGAAUGAUCCCAUUUCUCCCAGCAUUUCGCUUCUGUGGUAAAAAAUUAGUCCUGAGCAGGCCAGCUGACAUUUUCAGUGAGGACUAUUCUCUGCUUGUUGACAAGACACAAAGUGUCCUGGAUCAUUCUGGCCUGAACAUACACGCUAGUGAUCCUAUCCUAAAAAUACUAGGGAUUUGUGACAGGCCAGUACCAGACAUCGUACUCCAGCAGCUGCAAAAAGCAGAGGAGGAAUCGCAAUCCACAGACAAAUCUAAGCUUCUCAGGAUGGCUUAUGAAUGCUACAGAUUUCUGGAUAGCUGCAUCUGUGACUCAAAGAUGUCUGAAUUCAUUUCUCAGAGGGCUAAUUCAUUCCCAUUCAUUUUUGACGGCAAUAAAUUUGUCAACGUGAGCCGUGUCGCUGUUGAAGGGCAAUAUGAAGCAAAGCCCUACCUCCAUGUACUUCCACCUGGCUUUGCUAGUUUCCAGAAACUCUGGAAGAGUGUCGGUGUUGAAGACUCAUUCACUUUGGACCAGUUUGUUACUGUGCUUCAGGAAGUCCACUUGAAACAUGGAAACAAACCCUUGCCAAAGGACGAUCUCGAAAUUUGUCUCUCAAUUUUAAACAGAGGCAUAUACUGUGCCAAUGAGAAGACCACAAGCGUCUGUCUCAUACCCAAUAAACAAGGGGUUUUGGUACCUGCCUCCCAGGUAUUUUUUGAUGACAGCCCAUGGAUGCCAGUUACUGCGGAUGUUAUGCUCUGCCACAAGGAUAUCCCACGUUCUAUGGCACUUCAUUUUGGAAUCAAAACGACCAGACAUCAUACUCUAAACCAUGCAGUUGAGAACCUCUUACCAAAUUCUUUCAAGUUUGAACAGAAGGAGGACCUAACUGUUAGGAUUAAAAACAUAAUUUAUGCCUAUCCGUCAAAGAAGGAUAUCCUCAAAGAGCUCAUCCAAAAUGCUGAUGAUGCAGAGGCAACAGAAAUUCACUUUGUUUGGGAUAGACGACAGCAUGGCACAGAAAAAACCUUUGGAGAGAACUGGAACAGGCUACAGGGCCCAGCACUCUGUGUCUUCAACAACAGUGUGUUUUCAGAUGCAGACCUGGCUGGCAUUCAGCAGCUGGGAACUGGGGGAAAGCGCCAUAGUCCAGACAAGAUCGGAAAAUAUGGACUUGGAUUCACUUCGGUUUUCCAUUUGACUGACUGCCCCUCAAUCCUCACUGGAGAUUACUUACUAUGCAUUUCAGAUCCCAAUCAAAAUUACAUUGAAACUGAGCAUGAAGGUGCGGGCAUUGGCUAUAAGCUAAAUGAGAUUUUAAAGGAGAUGUUUGAAGAUGUUUACAAAUCCUAUCUUCCAGACAAAUUCCCCCUGAAAGACGGAACUAUGAUUAGAUUGCCUUUAAGAACUCUUACCAUGGCAGAGACUUCAAAAAUAUCACAGUGGAAAGUCUCUGAGCAUGACUUGAAAGACCUGUUUGCUGCCCUAUCCGAGGACCCCGAAGGGCUCAUUCUGUUUCUGAAGAAUAUCUGCAAAAUUGAGGUCCAUGAAAUCAAUAAUCAGUCAGAUGAAAUCACAACAAUCUUAGCAGUUGAAAAGAAAACAUCACAAACAAAAGAAGAAAAAGAGGCUUGUGUGCGGUAUCUUCAAAAUGAUGUUCCAGCUGAAGACUCAGUCCCACGUAAGGCAAUUUAUGGAACAAUGAUUUCAACCUCAGAAAAGAGGCAAAGUAAAUGGAUCAUUGCAGAGCAGUUUUCCACAUUCCAGUCCAAUGAUGGAGAAGGAAAACAUCCACAAGCAACUGUAGCAGCAUACGUGAGCUCAAAAAGACCACCCGGCUGCAGUGUUUUCAAAGGAGGAGUCUUUUGUUUGCUUCCUUUACCGGGCACAACUGGUCUACCUGUGCAUAUCAAUGGAAACUUUGAGGUUGACUCUGCCAGGAGAGGCCUUUGGAAAGAAGAUGGUCAGAGUCUGAAAGCAAACUGGAAUGAAUUUUUGAAAAACAACGUCAUUGCGCCACUGUAUGGAGAUCUUCUUCAUUACAUCAGCCAAACCACUUCAGUGAAGACAGUCAGUCCUGCAAAAAUGGAGUCAUGUUUUACUGAAUCAUACUUGUGUUUCUGGCCAACAGUGUCUGAAGAUGUUGGUCAGGAAUGGCAUGAAAUGGUACAUGAGGUGUACAGAUCCAUUAGCAAAAGAGGCCUUGACGUUAUUCCAGUGCUGAGGCGCACGACACGUGUAACUACUAAACAGCCAUUAACUACUACCACUGAGUACUUUAUUGACUGGCGGGAUGCAAGAGAAACCACACCAACGACCGCACCUUACAUGGAAUCAUUCGGACAGUCACAUUUAAAUCACAUUUUGAGGGACCUUGGCAUGGAUCUGGUUCCCUUCACCAGUGAAAUGAAGAGGAUAUGGGAUGGUUUCAGAACUGCUGGCAUUGCUGUAAAAGAUGUAAAUCCUUCAAGUGUGCGAGAAUUCUUGAGCGCGAAGGCUGUCCAUAAUCCAAAGCGAACAACCAAUGCGUUACCACUACCUGUAUCUGACACACUAAUCGAAAACCCAGUUAGAUGCUCAAACCUUCUUAAUUUCUGCCUAAGUGAUAUCUGCCACAAAGAGAUCACAGGUGAUGAUUCUGCUCUACUCAACGGGCUUCCUCUUCUUCUCACAGCAGAUGAGGUUUUGAGGGUGUUUGACAACAAAUCCCCUAAGCUGAUAUGCAAGUACAGCAAUCUGUUCUCUGGCUAUGAGCACAAUUUUGUACAUUAUCAGACAAACCAUAGGCAGCUGAAGGUGCUAAAAGCCCUGAGCCUCGUCAGCAACUUGACAAUUCCUGGCGCUUACGACUGGUUGAAGCGCUUGAUCCAGCAGAAUGUGGACAAAUGUGAACUUGAGCCGCAGCAUGGUCUUACUGUUCCAAAUAAGGAAAUGCUAGCCUGGCUGACAUUGCUAUGGAGGUUUCUAUUAAGCAAUAUAAAAACCAAAAAGCCUAGUGGUGAUAAACAUUACACAUUAACUGAUGUGAAAGACCUAUUCAGUGAUUUCUGCAUUUUACCUGUCGUGUCCCCAAGGUCAAACAAGCACCUCCUUCAAAAAAUGGAAGGCAUGCCCAGCGUGAUUCGUUACAAAUUAGACAAAGAUAUAUCAGGAAUUUUGUUCAAACUCGGUUUCAUGAGUCUUGACUUUGCUUUUUUCAUAGCGCUUGACGAUCACAUAUUUUCACUUCUAGAACCCGAAUGUAUGAAUCUGAAUGACAAAAGUUCUGUGCUGGACCAAGUCGUCGUCAUAAACCACUCAGAAUUUUCCCAGCUUUCUUCUGAUGACAUGACAGAACUUCAAAACUUCCUGCAAUCUGGAGAGUCCAAAAACUGUCCGGAAUAUCAGAGGAAGCUCCGGUCGCUGCCUCUAUUUGAAACAAUACACUGCAAAAGAGUGAGGAUUGAUGGCCAUGAAUUGGUUUACAUCCUUGACAUGUGCACACAGUCAUUAAAUCAAUUCUCAGACUUGUUGAAGCCUCCCGAGAGCAACAACAUUUUUCUCAAAAACAAUCCUGAGAACAUCAGCGUGUCUCAAACUUUGAACAUCCAGACCUUGAAUGAUCUGCAAUAUUUCAUGAAGAUAAUACUGCCUGUCGUCCAUAAACUCAGAAAGCGUCAGAAGAUUCAGUGCCUCAAACUGUUACUAUCACUGCAAAAUUCCGACAGUUAUUUUAAGCAUAAAUCCAGCAUAAUCUCCAAACUGAAGACUGUGCCAAUGAUCGGCAAUGCUGAGGGCCAAGUGAUGCCAAUCCCGUACUACUGUGAUGACAGAGUUGCCUUGUAUCAGGCAAUGUUGCCCCGAGAAAGAUUUGUGCCUGAGAGUGUUUGGACUGAGCUGUGUGAAGGAAAUCAAUACAAAGAACAACCGGCACGGGAGUUACUCCAGGAACUUGGAAUGAAGCAUGUUGUGUCCAAAGGCGAUAUCAUAUGCUUUGCAGAACAGUUAGAGUCUGAAGCUGGAGCAAAGGGUCACUCUCAGGAGCUGAAACAGAAAUCCACCUUAGUUUUCCAAGAAGCCUUGAGUGUUGCAAGAGAUGAGGAAACACUGCUGGAGAGCAUCGCCAACAUCAAGUUCAUUUUUCCUGUUAAAGUACAAAAGAAACUGUGCGAUUAUCAUUUACCAUUUGCGCCAGAGACCACUUCUGUCCAAAUCAGCGGCUCUUUAAUUGACAGCCAUUACACUCACAAUCAAGAAUUGAUUUGGUCUUCAAUGCCGAUCAUAGAUCUGCCAGUAAAGACAGAGGUGGUUCUGAAAAGGAUUACACAAGUGGGAGCUCAUGAACGACCGCCUGCGGGGUGCGUAGUCAGAAACAUGUUUAAUGUUUGCCAGUCACCUUGUGAAACGGUCGUUCAGAUUGAAACCCGCGCCGCAGUCUUUCGAAGUUCUUAUGCCUACUUGCAAGCAAACGAUUUUGACAGCCGAUCACUGAAUGGUCUCCCACUCGUGCUGGUUGAAAGUGACAAAAAAGUAGUGAGAACCGGCAUUGUUGCUCAUUCACUCCCCCACGGCUCUGACUUUAGGCCAUAUUUGUACAGAAUUCCAACACACGAUACUGUGUAUUGGCCAUUCUUCAGGAAGGUUGGUGUGAAGGAGGAACCAUCUGCACUGCAGUACUGUUAUGUUCUGGGAAAAGUCAACGCUGAAUCCAGUGCUAAAACCAGACUAAACCAAAAUCAAAAAAAAUCAGUUGAACGCGCUGUGCAGCAGUUGUUACUGUUAUUAAAAAAUAAGUCGAACCAGUCUCUUUUGGACAGUGUAAAGACUCUGUACCUGCCUGCUGUAGAUGGAAAACUCCACCCAUCAUGUACACUGUACUUCAACAACACAGCGUUUGAGCCCCAACGGUUGGAAAAAUCACUGGAGGAAGAGUUCCUCCUGCUUGAGAAACUCAGUACAUGUUAUCUGGGCACCGACAUCUAUGAGCAUUGUCGACUGCUGCAAAUGCUACCCCAGAAACUUCGACCUAAAAUGCUAUCGCAGGUCACCAAAGAGAAAGUCAUAGAGUCGCAAAUGCAACUUUGUGAGAUUAGACUGACCUGUGAGUUUCGUGGCUGGUUUUACAAACAUCUGUCCUCAGGCGCCUUCACACAUGGAAUGAUAUGUCUUAUAAAAGAGCAGUCAGAAGGUAAAAUAACUCAAGAGGAGGCUGCGGACAUGUGUAAGAAAAUAUUUGGCAGCAUAGAGAUUGUGUGUUGUACAAGCCUGAUGACGGAGCUGUGGCUAGAAGACCGAGUGCUGAAGAACACAGCCUGCGAGACCGACCUUUUUGUCCAACAAGAUCAAAGCGGUAGCAUUUUUUACCUGAGACACAAUGACGACAUGCUCCCCAAGGUCAUAAAUGACGUAAACAUGACUUUGACAAGGGUGAUCAGCUCUCUUUUAGGUGGUAGAAUUUUGUCAGAGCACCUCCUUGUCCUCGGACAGCUCCUCAUGUGUGACAACCUGCAAGACGUUCGUAAGACUCUGGCCAAGAAUGGGAUCCACGACAGUGUUGAUGUACAAAGUUUUCUCGCCAGCACACAGGCCUUGAAAGGAGAGAUUCCGGAGGAGUGGCACGAUUCCUUAGAUAUGAAUGUCCUCAACAAUUUUGAAGAGGGAGAAUAUGUAGGGUACUACACUAACGACAAGUACAUUUAUGCAGUCAUUGUGGAGGAACUACCUGGACAACCGGGACCUUACUCCCAGAGAUACAAAAUAAGAAUUGGUGACGAUGAGCCCAUUGUAGUCAGUAUUGUAGACCUGUAUCAGUUUAAAUGUGAAAACAAUCAACAAUGCGAGUCUGACGCACUGCAAGCCACUGGCAUGGCUUUACAAGAAGUGACAUUCCAACACUCUUCAUCUUCCCCAUCGGUAAGAACUUUACCGGCAACUUAUGAAGACGCGGUGGAGGAAAUUGACCAAAGCUUGGCAGCGAUCUGGACUCUUCCACAGGAGGAGAGGAUGAAACCCAGCAAGCGACUGUACCUCAAAUGGCACCAUGACAAAAACCCUCAGUGCCACUAUGUUAUAAAGGCAGUCAAAUACAUGAAAAGCAGAACUUUGGAUUCAUUUGGACACUUUUACCAGCAAUGGGAUGAGGAGGCUUUGCACCACAGAAAUGGCAGAGAACGAUUUGUCCAUCGAUACCAUUUCUACAACUUUUGGGGCCAUCAUGAAGAUGUGGCAAGGCCAAACAAGGGGGAGGCCCAGCGCUGGUGUCGGCAGGCCCGCUGUGAUCUCAAUGCGGCGCACCACGAACGUGGUGGGGGGAGCGCAGAGUGGUGUCUGUUCAAACUCCACCAGGCAGUGGAAAAGUCCCUCAUAGCUGUUGAGUACAAAACAAAUGGCCAAUGUUUCGGCGGCACAAUUUCAGACAUGGCUGACAAAGUCUCACGCUAUAGCCCCCUGCUGGGAGACCUGCCUCUGAGCGUGGCCCAGCUGCAGGACUUGGGUGUGCAUGCUAAAAAGACCCAAUAUCCCAACCACCAUCCUUUCCCCCGCAUCCCAAAUGAAAGGUUCCAUUCGGCCAAUUUGGGUGCAGCAUUGGACACAGCAACUAAGCUUCUUACUGCAGCAGAGACAUAUGUGAAAUAACGCUCUGCAAUUAACAUAACCAUAUACUGUACAUCUUUAAGACCUGUUUACGCUUUUGAAUUCAGUGAACCAAUCCUAUUACUGUUAACCUGUGAGUUUGAUUGCAAUUCUUUAAGCCUGGGACCGGAAUCAGACACAGCUAUGUUUGUAUGACGACAGUAAUGCUAUGUCAUGUUGCCAUCUUUAAUGACUCUUUUCAAACAUCACUUUGAUGUUCUAGAGUUGUAUGCAUUUUGAUCUAGAUUAAAUAUAGAGUAGAUAGAUAUGUGAAUUGAAUUGAGAGCCUGGAUGGAGUUCCUGUAAUUAUUUCCUCCUACAAUGUAUGGACAAAUGUGUUCUGGUGUUUGUUUGCUAAACCCAAAUCCACAAUUUAUUAAGACCCUAUCAAAAUUGCUUCAUUUGAUUGGCUAAAAUUCACAGUGGAUAUUCAAGUCUACACACCCCCGUUUUUGUGACAAGAAAAUCUGACUAAUACUCAUUUUAAAACCUUGUCCACUAUUCAUGUUGCAUAUAAGCUGUAACCCUCAAAGGGGGAAAAAAAUAUAUGUUUUGGGAGCGGGGAAGUGAAAAUAACCAACUGAGGUAAUGUUGUUGCAGUCUGUAUUCAAACCUAAGCAAACAUAUUACAACUAAUGUUAAACGGUACAAAUCAUAUACCUGCCACCAUUUAAAGUGCCUCUGAUAAACCCCAAAUAAAAUUAAGCUGUUCUUGUAGGCUUUUCCUGACAUUUUCCUUUCGAGCAGAAGCCUGAAGAUUUUGUGCCAACACUGAUUGCUAUUUGGAACUGUUCCCAAUUCCGCCCACGAAGGCCCGAGUUCCAGCUGAAGAAACACAAAAAGAAUGGUGUUGCCACCACAAUGCUUCCAACUGUCGGAUGGUGUUAUUUUCGUGAUGAGCAGUCUGUUUUCACCAAACACGCCUUUAGGAAUUAUGGCCAAAAUGGUGAUUGGUUUAAACAUUUUUGUAUGGUAAAGUGUUCACACUUCCUGUGGGAAAAUGGUACAAUGCGAUUAAACAUGCCCUGUUGUGUAUCCAA
Molecule: messenger RNA, 14057 nt
Organism: Phycodurus eques (leafy seadragon)
Lineage: Eukaryota; Metazoa; Chordata; Actinopteri; Syngnathiformes; Syngnathidae
Gene: sacs2
Product: sacsin
Exons: 10
Coding region: 337-13020 (4227 amino acids)
Source: RefSeq, a predicted model, not a curated record